Molecule: messenger RNA, 2080 nt
Organism: Cuculus canorus (common cuckoo)
Lineage: Eukaryota; Metazoa; Chordata; Aves; Cuculiformes; Cuculidae
Gene: IRF1
Product: interferon regulatory factor 1
Exons: 10
Coding region: 165-1124 (319 amino acids)
Biological process (GO): regulation of transcription by RNA polymerase II; immune system process
Cellular component (GO): nucleus
Molecular function (GO): DNA-binding transcription factor activity, RNA polymerase II-specific; RNA polymerase II cis-regulatory region sequence-specific DNA binding
Source: RefSeq, a predicted model, not a curated record
CGCGGCGGGCCCGGGGCGGCGGGGAAUCCCGGGCGCCGCCGCGUUAAACCCGAGGGCGCGCCCCGCGGGAGGCAGAGCCGGGGCGGCGGGCGGCGGGCGCGCAGCUCCGCUCCGUUCGCCGGUACCGUCUCCGCUGCGCGGUUCGCACGGCUCGGCCAGACACCAUGCCAGUGUCAAGGAUGCGCAUGAGGCCCUGGUUGGAAAUGCAGAUUAAUUCCAACCAAAUACCAGGACUCAUAUGGAUUAACAAGGACAAGAUGAUGUUUCAAAUCCCAUGGAAACACGCAGCUAAGCAUGGCUGGGACAUGGAGAAAGAUGCCUGCCUUUUCCGGAGCUGGGCCAUCCAUACAGGAAGAUAUAAAGUCGGUGAGAAAGACCCUGACCCGAAAACCUGGAAGGCAAACUUCCGCUGUGCUAUGAAUUCCCUGCCUGACAUCGAAGAAGUGAAGGAUAAAAGCAUCAACAAAGGCUCCAGUGCUGUCAGGGUGUACAGGAUGCUGCCGCCCUUGACAAAGGAUCAGAAGAAAGAAAGGAAGUCAAAGUCUUCAAGAGAAGCAAGAAACAGGAGCAAGAGAAAGUCGUAUGAAGACAUGAGGACGGAGGAGUCAGCAGAAAGUCUAACCAACACUCCUCUGCCAGAUGACCACAGUGGCUACACUGUUCACAACUACACGGGGCAGGAAGUGGAGGUUGAGAGCACAUCCAUCACUUUAGACCUCUCGCCGUGCGAGGUGAGCUGCUCCCUGACCGACUGGAAGGCACCGAUGGAAAUCCCCAUAGCUGACAGCACCAACGACCCCUACCAGCUCCAGGUGUCUCCUCUGGCUUCAUCCUCAGAAGCAGUCACAGAUGAAGAUGAAGAGGAAAUGAAUUCAGAUAUUUUUAAGCUGUUCGAACCGGCCCAGGACUGGCACACCACCAGCGUCGGGGGGAAAGGCUUUCUCACCAACGAGCCAGGCACACAGACCAUGUGCAACACCUACAGCUACAAGGAGCAGGAUGGGGAGAUCGACACGACCUCAGGAGAGCUGGAGUUCAGGUUCUUCGAGCAGAAAAGCAGCCUAGACUUCUCCUGGCUGGAGACAGUGAGACCAAACAUGCAAGUCAUUCCCUGUGGCUUGUAAACCCCUGGCUUCCUCUGACCACAAACUGUUCAGAAACUUUGACAAGCCUGAAGAGAAUGGAAGAAAUUGUGUGUUACUGACUGAACAAAGAAAGUAGCUUUUAUAUUCCAUUUAACUUUUAGGCCUGGAGAGGUUAGCGUGAACAACUCCAUCAUAAAUAAAAAAGAAAGGACUCCCAUCUCCCCAGCAGGACUCCUGGCACCGAGGACGCUCAGCACUUUGUCAUCGCUUCGGAGGUGAAGCUUUUGUGGGAAGGUUGACACUGUGCCGUGGGGUCUGACCUGGUGGGGUACCGCUGAGCGGCAUCGCGUGCCGGAGGCCUGGGGAGGAGGGUCCGUCCUCCCUGCGCGAGAUGCGAUGAGCACUUUACCCAAGGAGUGCUUAGAGACUGCGAAAAGACUUGACUCUUAGUUUUGGUUGCUGCUUACCUGUGCAACACUGGUGACAUCGAAUUUAACAACUAUCCAUUACACUUAGAAAAAUUGCACUAAUUGGCCCUUUUUUCUUUGAUUUAUGCCAACGCAUAGUUUUUCUUUCAGAUCUUUCAACUUUGAACUGUGUAAAAUAGUUUAGACCAGUAAAAUGUGAAAAUUCAGUUUAGGCUUUGCUUCCACAUCGCACAGUUACCCAGAUCCACCCAUAGGACGUUACCUGCUCGUAGGCGCGCCGUAUCUGUUUGCACAUUAUAGUUCAGGAGCUGCCGCAUGAAAACUGUUGCACUCUUAGGGGCAGAGCUAUUUAUACCAUGCCUUUCACCGAUCCCUUCCAGCACUCUACCGUGUGCAGCAAACUGUAACGCACCACAGACCCACCUUGGGCCAUCGAGGGAGGUGGGAAGAGGUCUUAGUUUGUAAUACUUAAAAAUCAAAUCACUAAGCUGCACUGUUUCAUUGUACAUUUUAUUUUUGUAUAUAAAGUGUUGUAUAUUUGUUUUAAUAAAAAUGUUUUAUAUAUGA